AUGGAGGGGUAUCCUGAGUCUGGCAAGUGCGAUGAGCAGGGCAAACGAGCGGCGGUGCGUAAAUACAGACUUCUGGCCGAAGCGCUGAACCGGAGCGGUCGACCAAUUGUUCACUCCAUCUGCGGAUGGAACCCGUGGUAUGCCCCAGUGGGACGGCACAUUGGCCACAUGUGGCGCGUGACGGCAGACGUGCGCGACUGGAGGGGGGUGUACGAGGCAGCACGAGUCAUGGAGAAGCUUGUCUCGCACCAUGGUCCACAUGGUUGGAACGAUCCCGACAUGCUCAUUGGGAGCAGUUCUGGCGCCAGGCUCCUGCUCACUCCCGCCCAAUCCCGAGCGCAGUUUUCGCUCUGGGCGGUCAUGUCGGCACCACUCAUGCUCGGUGCCAACAUGCUCAAGCUGACAGACUUCGAUUUGGAGACCUACAGCAAUGCGGAUGCAAUUCGAAUCAACCAGGAUCCACUAUUCGAAACAGGACGAGUUGUCUACUCCAACUGCCCCGAAUAUCCAUCGUUCAAGACAGGCAGUCAGCCAGAUGGAACUCCUGAGUUUGAGAUCCUGUGGCCCAACGGUGGAAUCAACUGCGGCAGACACUAUGCUCCAAACUGUGCUGCGUGCAGUAGCGAGGGCCGUGAUGACUGUUUCGGCGAUUGUGUCUGGUGGUCACCAGGUGGCAAGCAACCUGCGUGCCUUCCUGCAUACAGCAACGACACCGUCAAAAGCGAAGUCAUCUGCGGAAAUCACAAGGCAGCAAAUUGCGCUGAAUGCCCUCAAGGCCACGGAAGGACUUGGUGCAACAAAGAUUGUUUCUGGCUCGACGAGGGCAAGUGUAUACCUGCUUCAGACUCUGGGAAAACACGUUACGAAGAUCGGUGGCACCCCUGGACGGUGUCCGUUUUUCACGCACAGGACAAGCGCCAAUGUCAGAUUGUCUGGGCCAAGACGCUCAGUAGCGGUUCGACCGCGGUCGUUGCCGUGAACUUCGCCAAGACUCCUGCCAAUUUGGUGUUCCCGCUUUCGUCCGUGCUCGAACCAUGGGAGGCUGGCGUUCUGUUGAGAAACCUGUGGUAUGGAGAGGAUAAGGUCGAGCAGACGAGCAUCAAUCUGCAGUUGGAGGCAGAGGGCGGCCAUGAGUUGCUCGAGCUGAUGAAUCCGGACGGCGCCAGCAUUGGCACUGCUGCGCGGAAAGCUCGCCCCAGGCCGAGGCGGAAGAAGGGUGCCUUUUGGCGCGCUCCUAUGGUGGAGCAAACGCCUCGACCACAGUCAGGUGAGUCGGAGGUGCCAGCGCCAAGCCCGCCUCCUCCGACAGAGACAGAUGCAACGUUGGAGGCCCUGCUCUCCCGUGCACCGCGGUCAGCGUUAGAGGAUUUGGUGCGUCAGUCGAUCCGUGGCCACGCGUCGGUUACGAUGGAGGACCUGCUUCGACGUUGGCCCGCAGAGAGGGACGACGAAGGUGCGAGGGUGCUGCACCCACCGGAGUCGCUGCCUACGUGGCUGGUGCUGUCUUCAAUGGCUGCGCUCACCUUCGUCCUGUGCAUCCGUGGAAGACGCACCCACGUGGAUGGCGCAGAGUGGUCUUAUGGAGCCACAGAAUGCGAGGAGGAUCCAGGCGUCAAUUGCAACCCGCCGAAGAUGCACCCCGACCACCACUACAGGCAAACUGUGAUGAUGCCGUGCACGCAGCUUUCUGUCGGGGGCCUCAUGGAUAUGCGGGUGGCAAUUGUUCUGGAGAUAAAGGCCUGUCAGAUCGUAGCGGAAGCGAAAGACCUUUGGCAAGCAGAGAAAGAGCGCGCACUUUCUCUGGGUAAGGAGCCCAGCCUGGAGCGCGUGUUUUGGCAGGCUUGCCGCCAGGACAUUAUCCUCGGCAUGCUGUUUGGGUGUGCCAGUGGACUAGUCACAACGGUAGCCCGCCCGCUGCUUCUGCAGGCUCUGGUCGAUGGACUUGCCGGCGAUUCGGAGUCUUGGACGCUGUCGCUGUGGGCAGGGUCGCUUUGCUUUGCCUUGUUGGUCGAAGGCCUCACAUUGGCUUUCACACGCCACAUGAUAAUGGGCCGAAUUGGCGUGCGUUUCAACGCCACAUUUGCCGGUCUGGCGCAAGCACACUCCCUGAAAGUGGCUACAUGCCAUGCCCGUGCGCAAGAUGCCCCAGACAUCGGGAACUUAAUUGGCAAUGAUGCAGUUCGCUUCCAGCAAAAUUUGUUCACCCUCUCUUUAGUGCCUGGUGCCGCUGUGUCUCUGAUGGGGGGGAUUGUGAUCCUCGUUUACACGCUGGGCUUGGCUGGUGUUGUUGGGCUUGCUUGCAUGAUCGGCAUGUUGUUCCUGAACACCCGCAUCUCCCAGAUGGCGAAGAAAGCAGAGAAGGACAACUUGGCUCGGACAGAUGUCCGCAUGCGAAUCAUGACGCAGAUUGUACAAGGCAUUCGAGCAAUCAAGUUCUGUGCCUGGGAGGAAAGUUUCAAAACCAUGCUAUCAAAGGAGCGAGCCCUGGAGUGUAUACCUCUGAAGUGGUACCGUGUCCUGACACAAAGCACCGUGCAAAUCGGUCGUGCCAACCCGAUUGUGGGUUGCUUGUUUGCCUUCUUGCUUUUGGCCCUUUCUGCCCGAAACGAUCCGGAAUCUUUCAAACCGUCUGACAUCUUUGCAGCGCUGAACGUGUUCCUUGCACUACGUUCGAGCUUGAUUUCCAUACCAGAGGGGCUAAUCUACAUUGCCACGACGCGAGUGGCGGUCCGCCGCUUGCAAGAUUUCUUGUUCAUACCAGAGGCCCUUCGACACAUCGCUGAAGGCUGUCAUGAGGGAGACUUAUGUGUGAAGGUAGAAGCGGCGACCUUCCGGUGGCCAGAGAAGCGUGCAGGCGGCGACAUCUCUCCUGAGCACACGCUGGAGCGCUCGGCCUCCACACGGUCGAUGAAGAGUGCAAUGACACCGGGCUCUGAGCUGCUGAUCGGGGACGUUGAGGUGCCACGAGGCUGUUUCACAGCAGUUGUUGGAAGUGUUGGAAGUGGCAAGAGCUCUUUAGUUGCAGCGCUGCUGGGCGAAAUGCCCAUGACUUCCGAUGGCCUCGUGGAACUGAGAAGCCGACGUUUGGCCUACGUUCCACAAAAAGCUUUUGUGCUGAGCGGCACGAUCCUGGAGAACAUUGCCUUUGCACAGGAAGAGCCGAGUGAUGCAGAAUUCCGCGCUGCUUUAGCUGCAGCCUCCUUGUCCGAGGACUUGACGCGCAUGCCCAAGAAGGAGCUCACGGAGGUUGGAGAGCGAGGGGUGGUGUUGUCUGGAGGGCAACAGCAGCGUCUCUCAAUCGCACGGGCGCUUUACCGCCAGGCUGACCUGGUCAUAGCAGAUGAUCCCAUCUCAGCGUUGGACCCCAUCGUGGCAGAUGAAGUUUUCCUGUCCUUGAAAAGGUGUGUGAGCUCGAGCAAGGGCCGCCACUCCUGUCUUGUGGUCCUCAACCAGCCUUGGCUGCUUAUACAUUUCGACCAUGUGAUCAUGGUUUCAGCUGGACAGGUUGUGCAGCAGGGUGCCCCUAAACGGCUGCUGCAAGAAGACGGGCCCCUAAGGUCGUUCUGCUUGGAGUCGGGUUGCAACAUUGCAUCGAUGUUAUCUGCAGAAGUCUCGCAAAGUGUGGAGUGCAUCCAUUCGGAGGAUCCCACGGGCAGUCGCAAGGCGCAGGACAAGGAAAAGCUGGUAGAUCUGACAGAUACCACUGACCUUGUCAAAGCAGAGGAGAAGCUGGCAGGUGGUGUGCCUCUGCAAGUGCUGCUCCGGUAUAUCAGCGGCAUGGGUUACGCUUGGUUCGGCCUGUGUAACUUCCUUGUCCUCCUGGCCUACUGCACCCUGGGUUUUGUGGACUACUGGCUAGCUCUUUGGGUUGAGGCAAGAGAAGCGUACUGGACGGAAGGCAAGGUGUCGGACGACGACUUGUAUGUCACCGUUUAUGGCGUGGCAGCAGGGACAUUUGUUUUCCUGAUGUGCCUCACAUCCUACUGCUUUGGCGAGGGCGGUCAUUUGCACAGCGAGUGUUUGAACAAUUUGCUCCAUGCUCCGGUGCAGUUUUUCGACGCCACUCCCUCCGGCCGCAUCAUGUCCAGGUUCUCCAACGACAUUGCCAUUGUGGACAAGGAGAUUCCCAAGUGGAUUGACAACGCGUGGCAACUGUCGGCCACAACCCUGAUGUUGUUUGUGCAGGUUGCGGUGCUGGUGAAUUUGAUGUUUCCAGUGGUGAUUACUGCUGCCUGCCUUUUUGUGCUACAGAUCGUAGUCAUCUACCGCACCAACCGCGAGUUGCGCCGCUAUGCCAAUUCUGCCAUGGGACCUCUCCUGACAACCGUGAACGAAUGCGUGAACGGGCGGCAGGUAAUCCGCACCACGGAUGCCAUGGAGUUCUUCGAGAAGAGGCUUUGCGGGAACUUGGACGAGUAUCAUCGCUUCAGUUUCUCAGCCCUGGGGUCGGUGAAUGCCGGGGGAAUGUUUGCUUUCCUGAUCUGCUUCAUGACGGCCAGCGCAACUUCGGCUGUUGUCAUCGUGAACAGGGACCGGUACCCUCCCAGCUUCUGUGCACUUGCGCUCACCUACAGCUUCCUGAUGCCAUACUUCCUGAACUUCUUGUCCAUGACGGUCCAGCUUCUGCUCACAGCCCUCACAGGCUUGGAGCGCCUGCUGCAGUAUGGUGACCAUGGCAUUCUCCCUGCUGAGCCGCUUUGGCAUUUGCAAAGCGAUCAAGCGCUCGGCACAUGGCCAGCUUCGGGGCGGGUCGUCUUCGAAGAGGUGUCCUUGAUCUACCGACCUGGCUUGCCCAAAGCCGUGGACAAAAUCUCCUUCGAGCUUCAGCCUGGGGAGAAGGCUGGAGUUGUGGGCCGCUCUGGUGCAGGCAAAAGCACGCUAAUGGUUCUCCUCCUCCGCUUAAACGAAGCAUCCGAGGGCCGGAUUCUCAUUGAUGGCAUGGACAUAUCCAAGGUGGGGCUGGGCAAGCUGCGCAAGGCCAUUGCCGUGGUUCCACAAGAGCCCCUCCUCAUAGAAGGGACGGUGCAGGAGAAUUUAGACCCAUUUUCGGAGCAUUCCAGUCAGGAGCUUGCUCAGGUGUUGCGGCGGGUAGAGUUGGACCCAGGCCUACUGGAGGCUCAAACAUCUGCGUCAACCCUCAGCCAGGGAGAACGCCAGCUGCUGACUUUGGGGCGAACUUUGCUGUGGCCUGCGAAGGUCCGUGUCUUCGAUGAGCCCACGUCGAAUAUCGACGCAGCUACGGACAGGCUUAUUCAGCAAUUCCUGCGCUCCCCCACCAUGUUCGGCCACUCAACUCAGAUCACCGUGGCGCACCGGCUACAGACGGUUUUCAGCUGUGACCGAAUUCUUGUCAUGGCAGGUGGCAAGCUUGUUGAAACCGGGCCACCCCAAGAACUGUUGAACAGAUCUGGCUCGCAAUUGUCCGCUUUGGCAGCACACGCUGGAGUCGAGCUCAAGCCACUCUCCGACGAAUCAGCUAGUUCCACCAGGCUCACCCUUUAG
Messenger RNA from Symbiodinium pilosum, 5502 nucleotides. NCBI's taxonomy places the organism in Eukaryota, Dinophyceae, Suessiales, Symbiodiniaceae. The record is from the annotation of a GenBank genome assembly.